AUGGGCAAGCAACCCAACCUCUACAGCUACCCCACAGUCGACGAAGUCGCAGCCCAUCUGCGCACCUACAUCCUUCAAGCCCAGAAAGCCGCCUUUCAGCGACAUGACGCCUUCAAAAUCGCCGUCUCUGGCGGCAGCCUUCCCGCUACCCUGGCAAAAGCACUCCUGAACGCGGGCGAGAGCGAGGAUCCUGCCUCAGCCCCACAAUUCUCGAAGUGGGAGAUCUUCUUCGCAGACGAACGGGCCGUGCCUCUCGAUCAUGAGGACAGCAAUUACGGGUUGUUGAAGAAAGAUCUACUGGAGAAGGUUCCGAAAGAGCAAGGCACUCCGACAGUUCAUCCUAUCAAUGUGGAACAACUGGAUAACACACAGGAGCUGGCGGAUCAAUACCAAGAACUGCUCACCUCGAGUUUCGCCAGUAAGGACUCAGUGAGAGUGCCCGUCUUUGAUCUCAUUCUGUUGGGCUGCGGGCCCGACGGGCACACCUGCAGUCUCUUCCCCGGGCACAAAUUGCUGCGUGAGACGGAUGCCUGGGUUGCGGCGAUUGAAGAUAGUCCGAAACCACCACCAAGGCGGAUUACCUUGACUCUGCCUGUUGUUACGCAUGCGCAUAAGAUCGCAUUUGUCGCUACAGGUGGUGGGAAAAAGGCCAUCCUGAAAAAGAUUUUGGAGGCUGAUGACGAAGGACGGACCCUUCCGUGUGGACUGGUGAAUGAGGGCGGUGCGGACAAAGUCAGCUGGUUCACAGAUGAUGCAGCUGUCCAAGGCGUCGCAUUCCCGAGAAGGGGCAGCCUGUGA
Molecule: messenger RNA, 798 nt
Organism: Cladophialophora yegresii CBS 114405
Lineage: Eukaryota; Fungi; Ascomycota; Eurotiomycetes; Chaetothyriales; Herpotrichiellaceae
Product: 6-phosphogluconolactonase
Exons: 1
Coding region: 1-798 (265 amino acids)
Biological process (GO): carbohydrate metabolic process; pentose-phosphate shunt
Molecular function (GO): 6-phosphogluconolactonase activity
Source: RefSeq, a predicted model, not a curated record